AUGGGGUUGAGCAAAGAGACGCGCAUCCUCACCCUCUUGGUGAUCGAUGUCGUCUUCUUCUUCAUCGAAAUCAUCACCGGCUAUGCGGUUGGCUCUCUUGCUCUCGUCGCCGACUCAUUCCAUAUGCUCAACGACGUCAUGUCGCUCAUUGUCGCGCUUUGGGCUGUCAAGCUCUCCACAAAAUCGUCUGAUCACCGAUUCUCCUACGGCUGGCAACGCGCAGAGAUCCUCGGUGCUCUCGUCAACGGUGUCUUCCUGUUGGCGCUUUGCUUCAGCAUCUUUAUGGAGGCGAUUCAACGUUUUGUCAAUAUCACCGAAGUGUCCAACCCCAAGCUCGUCAUCAUUGUCGGUUCGCUCGGCCUCGCCAGCAAUCUUGUUGGCUUGCUGCUCUUUCACGACCACGGUCACGCUCACGGCGGUCACUCGCAUGCUCAUGGCAGUCAUAGCCAUGCUCCCCAUGACCACGUCCACAGCCACGCUGUCACCGAUGGCUCGAGCAACAGCAACCACGCCGCUCACCAGGACAAUACUGACGCUGCCGCCAGUAGCAAGAAGACCACCAUGACAAACUCUGCUUCCAGUGACGAUAUCACCUCCGGCAGUCCUUCCGCCGUCCGUGGUCGCGCCCGUGAGGGCAGUGUAGGCUCGAUUCUCGGCCACCCCGCUCAGACGCGCGCGUUUGUCGUUCAGACUGCGCACGACCUUGGCUACGAAGCUUCCGGUUCACGACACCAGCACUCGAACUCGGUCACGUCGGUCAAUGGAUCCAACGAGCGCUCUCGUCUGCUCGCCAACGGAUCGCAAGACUACGGUGCCACGGGCGCCAACGCCGAUCUGGAAGCGGCUAUCGGCUCUAGCGCGGCACGCAAGAAUGGACACUCGCACGAACACGAUUCGCACGCCGACCACGAUCACGACCACGACCACGCUGACGUCGCCGAUGCGCACGACGCUCCCGGUCACGCUCAUGCUCAUGGCGGCGGUCACUCGCACGGCAGCAUGAACAUGCAAGGUGUCUUUCUGCACGUGCUUGGCGACGCGCUCGGCAACGUAGGUGUAAUUGCGGCUGGUCUUUUCAUCUUGUACUCGGACGCAUGGUGGCGAUUCUACUCGGACCCCGCCAUCUCUUUCCUGAUCACCAUCAUCAUCUUCCACUCGGCGCUUCCGCUGUGCAAGUCAGCGUCGUACAUUCUGCUCCAAGGCGUGCCCGCUUCAGUCUCGCUCGAAGCGGUGCGCAACUCGAUCAUGAGCGUCGAGGGCGUUCUGAAUCUGCACGAGCUGCAUGUGUGGCAGUUGAGCGAGAGCAAGAUCGUCGCUUCGGUGCACGUCUUGGUCGACUGCUCGUCGGGCCAGACGGAAAAGUACAUGAACAUCGCCGCCAAGAUCCGCGCCAACCUGCACGGCUGGGGCAUCCAUUCGAGCACGAUUCAGCCCGAAUUUGUGCCUGGCGGUCUGAGGGAGGCGGCCAUCCUGAGUGGCGUACAGGUGGCAGAGAGCGAUAACGAGGGUAGACUCAGGACUGUCGAGGGUCGUCUGGUCGAGAGCGAGGUGCAGAAGGUCGACACCGCCUGUCUCAUCUCGUGUGGAAAGGAUAACGAUUGCCAAACUGAAAGCUGCUGUCCCCCUAGCAACACUCCUAGCAAGCUGACUUCCGGCUCUGCAACGCCUGACCAUCACUGA
This is a messenger RNA of Mycosarcoma maydis (corn smut), 1680 nucleotides long. RefSeq lists its product as uncharacterized. Gene Ontology annotation, biological process: zinc ion transmembrane transport; intracellular zinc ion homeostasis. NCBI's taxonomy places the organism in Eukaryota, Fungi, Basidiomycota, Ustilaginomycetes, Ustilaginales. The coding region runs from base 1 to 1680 and encodes 559 amino acids. The transcript has a single exon. Gene Ontology annotation, cellular component: membrane. The record is from RefSeq and is a predicted model, not a curated record. Gene Ontology annotation, molecular function: zinc ion transmembrane transporter activity.